GUAAACCGCAGCUUUUCAGUUCCGGAAAAUGCCUUGCAAACGAGCUCUUAUAGCAUUGCUCUGUCUCACGAUCAUAGUUCUAAUUACGAGCAUCUGCCAAUCUUUUCACACGAAUUUUCGAGCAGUGGGCCGCAAUGGAACGCUAAGAUAUGAGCCCACUGAACUGGAUCUCGGUCAGAUGCGAUUUCUCGCCGGACUCUCUGACUCUGAAAAUCUUCGCAGAACUGUGCAAAGGAUUUCGAUAAAGAGGGUAGUGGGCACUCCAGGACAUUCGAAAGUGAGAAAUUACAUAGUGGAUUACCUGAAGAAACUGGACUGGAACGUAGAACUAGACCUUUUUACGCAGAAAGUGCCAAUUAAGAGUGCCGUAACCUUCCAAAAUAUUGUGGCGCGUCAAAAUCCUCGGGCCCAAAGAUACCUAAUGUUUGGCUGCCACUAUGACAGCAAGUAUUUCAAGGAUUUCGAUUUUAUGGCCGCCACGGAUUCGGCAGUUCCCUGUGCACUGUUGUUAAAUAUGGCUACAAUUUUGAGAAACCAGUUUCAUCGCUCUGAUAUCAGUUUGAUGCUGGUCUUCUUCGACGGCGAGGAGGCAUUCGGGGAAUGGUCGGCGGAGGAUUCACUGUAUGGCUCCAGACAUUUGGCGGAGCUGUGGGAGAAGCACGGCUUACUGGAUAAGAUAGACCUCUUCGUGCUGCUGGAUCUAAUUGGAGCUAGGGAUGUAGUCUUUAAGAAAAACAUUCCAAAUACUUCAGGCUGGUUUCACCGACUUGUCCAGCUGGAGAAGAUGUUAUUCCAGGCGGGCAUCCUGCGACUAGAACGUCCACUAUUCAAGUUUGAGCCCAGCACAGAUGUAGAUGAUGACCACCUGCCUUUCACCCGCCGCAACGUUCCGGUAAUCCAUCUAAUAUCUAAUAAAUAUCCAGCAGUUUGGCAUCUAGCCGAAGACGUGGAGAAGAACGUGGACUACAAUACUACGGAGCAAGUGGGUCUUGUGCUGCGAAUGUUUGUAAUGGAAUACCUCAAUUCGGCUCCAAAUACCGUUUACCAGUUAUAAUAAAUCUGCCUUUAGACACCUACAAAAAAAUUAAAAAAAAAUAAAUUUCUAAAUUUGACUGCAAA
This is a messenger RNA of Drosophila erecta, 1119 nucleotides long. Its product is annotated as glutaminyl-peptide cyclotransferase. Bases 29 to 1054 code for a protein of 341 amino acids. NCBI's taxonomy places the organism in Eukaryota, Metazoa, Arthropoda, Insecta, Diptera, Drosophilidae. Gene Ontology annotation, molecular function: zinc ion binding; glutaminyl-peptide cyclotransferase activity. The transcript has a single exon. The record is from RefSeq and is a predicted model, not a curated record.